Drosophila virilis is the source of this 690-nucleotide messenger RNA. RefSeq lists its product as uncharacterized. NCBI's taxonomy places the organism in Eukaryota, Metazoa, Arthropoda, Insecta, Diptera, Drosophilidae. The record is from RefSeq and is a predicted model, not a curated record.
UGCCAUUUAUGACUGCCAAAAUGUUGUGUAUAAAAAGUCAGCGACUGGCAUUCGAUAUCAACAUUCUAACAACACCCAGCAAUAGCUCAACAUGGCUUUUAAGUUUACCAGCUCUGUGCUCAUCCUGGCUGCUAUUGCAGCUGUGACUGUGGCGGAGCCGGCGCGUCUGCGCAGUCGCUCAUCGCGUUUCCAGCUGGCUCGCCAGGAGGCGGCGCCACCAGCACCCGUCGAUCCAGCACUGGACCUUGCGCCAACGCCCGCCUCGGCGCCUUAUCCAGCAGCUGGUGUUACGCCAGCCAUAGCUUUCGACCUGCCCACCGAGACGGAGACCGAGGCACAGCCAGAUCUGACUUAUGGCCCGCCGGACAACACAUACGGCCCACCUGCCGAGCCUGACAACACCUAUGGCCCACCCGCCGAGCCGGAUAACACCUAUGGUCCACCCGCUGAUGCUGCAGCAGAUCAGGAUCUGGCACCAAUCGACGCCGAUCCAGCCUCUGAGCCCAUUCCCGCUAGCCUGAUUCUGGCACGCAGCGGCCGCCUGCGCAGCCGCCGUCCGGUGCCAGAGAAACUGCGCGCCGCUCAGAUCAUACGCUCCAAGCCAAUCCUAGUCUAUACCAUCUAAGAAGAAUAUUGUUGAGAAUGUUUUUGCGAAUUAUCGAGUCAAAUAUUUGUUAUUGAUUUAAAUAU